Molecule: messenger RNA, 1965 nt
Organism: Lingula anatina
Lineage: Eukaryota; Metazoa; Brachiopoda; Lingulata; Lingulida; Lingulidae
Source: RefSeq, a predicted model, not a curated record
CGUUCCCACUGUGUUAAGCAACACAGGUACACUGUUUAUUCACUACUAUAAUGAAUAUGCGGGUCUGAUCGGGUCGCGUAUUUUACGUGUAUGAAAUGGAAAAGAGAGCGUGCCAGUUGUAAAAGGGUGCGUUGCUUUUAGCUACAGUCCGCUUCGGUUUUAGAGAGGGUCGGUGUUAACGGCGCCAUUGAAGAAAGGAGUGGUGUAUACUUCGCCAAUGCAAAUCGCUGAGGGCAGGAAGGAAAAUAACUCACGUGGGUAAAAGAAGUGCUGCACUGACCACCUUCAUAGUGCAACCAUUGAAUACAGUGAUGGUCGUGUGAUGGUCGUGUGUGAGACUGGCGUUCUCUUGACUUGCUGUUCAUAAGGUGUAGAAGGACUGGUAGCGGAACAAAUACGGGAAUUUUUGAGGGAUGCCUGUUUUAAGGAGAAUAGAGUACACCGUACAAGUCGAUUGGCUAGUAAACAGACAAGCAACAGGGAACCACAAAACAACAUUGUAUCAGGAUGGCAAGAUGAGUUCAACAAAACGCGAUUCUGAAAAAAGUCCAGGAACCUUAAACUAAAAAGUGUUUGAAACUGCUUCAUCAUCGAAGAAAUUGAUAAAACCCCUAUCAUCUUCGCCGGUCAACCAAAGCUAAAAUCACGGUGCAUUCGAUCAUGGAUGUCUUUGACGGAGACCACGACCACCAUAACCUGAGUGUGUAUAGUGGAGCAUCCGGAGAUUCCAAUGAUUCCAUUCAAAGCAAUUAUACUUAUACCCCUAUACAUAUACCAGACUUUUACUUUUAUAUUCCAGUAGGCUUUUGCCUGUUUGGGGUUUUCGAAAACAUCAUAUCGUUGGUGGCGUUGGCACACGUUCGCCGCCAGGGAGAUGCUUUGUACCUGCUACUGGGAAACCUGUGUGUCGUGGACAUUCUUUUACUGAUUUUUGCCGUGGUGUACUACAUCAUUAGCGACCUUUUGUUAUACAGAAUUGAAAAUACCGAUCCCCGACACAUAGAUUUAUUGUGUUUUUCCCUACUCUUUAAAAGUUUCUUUCAAACCACCGUUUUUGCCGAAGCGUUUACCACAGUAGGGCUAGUAGUGUUCACUACUCUGAAGGUCUUGCAGCCUUUGAGGAGUCUAUAUCUGUUACAUCCACCUUGGAUUUGGAUACCCAUUUCGGCAAUAUGGCUACUCUCAUCCCUUAUGGGAUUUGCAAUUUACAUAUUGGCUGCAAUUCGUAGUGAAACGAAGACAUUUUUGGACAUUUGUACAAUGUAUGUAUCAGAGGAAUCCCUCUUAAUCAAUGAACAUACAAUUGCGGCGGCGACCAUUGGAGUAAGCGUUGUUGUGGUUGCGUUGUGUUAUAUCAAAGUAAUACACAUUGCACGAAACGCUAAGAGGCGCCACCGGUACUCUCGCUACCAAUCCGCGUCCGAGACGUCUAUCAGUUGUCGUCCCGCGGAGACGAGAUUCUCGUUGUCCGAGUCCAAUGCUGCGUAUAGCAAACGCCAACAAUGCGUUGUGUUCAGUAAUGGAAAAGAUUCCGGGACAACCAUGGCAAUUUCAACCACGCCGAACCGUAGACACAGUCAUGAUAGUACGACCAAGGUUGCCAUGACUGCCGUACUGUUGUUUGGAGUACUACUCGUUUUCUGGAUACCAUACGUGGUGAUUGGCCUCCUUCGAAUUCUUGACGAUAUGUUACCUGCGUACGUUGUCACAACCCUGUUUUUACUGAACGCCAUUUUGGAUCCCCUGAUAUACGGGAUACGUCUGCGACGCAUGCGCAGUGGAUACGAACUGAUGUUCAAAAGAUGUUUUGCGUUUUUCAAACGAAAGGAUCUCCGCAGUCUUCACAGCCACCGGUCCACAAGUUUUAGUAGGGCAACUCAAGUCAGUCACACCAGACGUCUAAGUUCAAGGAAUGGUUCUGCGUCUCAGUUCCUUCCAAGACAAAGUUCGGCUAGUAGAUUCCAA